Messenger RNA from Peronospora matthiolae, 624 nucleotides. The record is from the annotation of a GenBank genome assembly. NCBI's taxonomy places the organism in Eukaryota, Oomycota, Peronosporomycetes, Peronosporales, Peronosporaceae.
AUGCACACCGCGAUAAUCACUUCAUUGGGUGCAACCGUUGGUGAGUUUGGUCGCGUAUUCGACAACAACUGUACGCACAUUAUUUGCAGCGAACUUAAGCGGACGGAAAAGUUCAUUGCUGGAUGCGCAGCUGGCAAGUGGAUUGUCAAGCCAUCGUAUCUGGAUGCUAGCGCAAAAGCCAAAGAGUUUGUUGAUGAGACUGUACACGAGUGGGGGAGCCACAAAUCUGACAGUAAGGAUAUCGAUACGCGAAUAUGGCCAGGAGCGUGCGGGUACUGGCGCAAGAAGCGUGCAAGUGGACAUCCCGGAGCAUUUGCUGGUUGGCGUUUCUUUAUUCACGCGAAAUGCACUCCUCCGCGGGAUAUGUGUGAGCGGAUCGUUCUCGCUGGAAACGGCUCGGUGAUCCCGCUUAGCAAAUCUGCCGCUGACUUUGACCGUCUAGCGAAGGAGUCGACCGCCGACGCACCUGUCGUGGCACUUUUUCCACCAGAAGUGCCAACGCGAGACCUGUGGCUGAAGAAGCUCAAGACACACAACAUUGAUUGUCUGAAGGCAAACUUUCUCAUUGACUACAUUUCAAAGAAGCAAACACUGCCUGUCAAGCGUGCAGACUACAGGCUGUAG